CCAUAGUUAACACGAAGGUUAUACACGUGCAACGUACUUGAUCAAAAAUGGAGGCGUAUCGUCGUGACUGUCGAGCAUCUUCUUUUACUCACAAUAAUCUUUAUUUUGCUCUCUUAUCCAUAGAUGGGCGGUUAAGAAUAUGGGAUGUUCUAUCCGGGAAAAUUCUUCAAGAAUUUUCUUCAGCUUCUACAGUAGAGUCAUCUUGUACAUGUCUAUGUUGGACACGAAAUCGAGAUCCAAAAGAGAAGAAAAAGAAGGAUUCUAAAGCUAAAAGAAAAAAGUUGGAAGAAAUAAAUAAUCACGAUGUUCCUGAAUAUCCUUCACUAGUAGUAGGAACAAAAAAUGGCACAUUAUUCAUUUACAAUCCAAAUAUUGGUGAAAUAAGCACGGUUUUUAAAGAGCAUCAUACAGAUCAAGUGAAUUGUGUGUCCUAUUUUGAAGGAGCAGACUUAAGUUAUACAUGCUCUGAUGAUGGCUUUAUAAUGGAGUGGUCUAAUCGAUCAGGUAAAGCAACAAGCAAAUGGAAAGCUGGUAAAUUACCUAUCCAUAUUGUUUGUGUUGAUCCUAAAGGGGAAGUUUUACUGUCAGCAAGUAAUUCAAUUAAGCUGUGGAGUAUAAAUACUAAAGAACUUUUAAUGGAAUUUAAUGGGCAUUCUUCUUCUGUCUCCUUAUUACAAUUUUCAGCAUUCUGUUCAGUGCAAAAUGAUCCAGUAAUUAGUUCUGAUGGUUAUUAUUUUUUAUCAGGCUCUACUAAUGAUAGAGUUGUUAAUGCAUGGCAUAUCAAUUGUUCAAAACCAAAUAAAGAAGCUAUUGCGUCAUAUAGAUUGUCAGACUUUCCUAUUUUUCUUGAUACCAUGGUUGUUGAAGAUGAUGACCAGCCCUUAAAAGUUUGUGUUGGUUGUCAAGAUGGUAGAGUUCACUUUUUUGAAAAUGCAUUAAAUGGUAAAGCAAUUCGGCCUAUAGAAGCCAAAAAAACUUUGGAUCUUAUUCAUAAAGAAGGAGGAAAUAAGUCAUGCGCAACUCCUGUUGCCUUACUUAAUGGAGGUUUUGAAUAUAGCACUGAGUUUUCAUUAAGAAUUGUUUUUGGAGGAACUGUUAAUCCGUCUUUUCAAAAUUAUAUAUAUUCAAGUUUAGAAGAUUGUAGUAAAGUUAUUGUAGAUUUCUCCAAAAAUAUUUUACUCAAACAAAGAAAAAAAGCAGAAGAAAAUGUUAUUGAUUAUCCUGUUACAAAUAAAUCUACAAAGUAUCUUGGUCAACUUCAUGUUAAUUUAAAAAAGAAAACAGAUAUUGUUAUUGAUGUUAAUGGUAAUGAAGAAGAUAGGCAGAAAACAGAUACUGAGCAAGACAUGAGAUCUAUGGAAGAACGAAUGAAAAAUGUUACUCCUGAUAUACAUUAUGACAAAUCAAAUAUACCUAGUGCUGGCUCGUUUUCUCAAAUGCUUAUUCAGGCUAUUCAUAGUUCUGAUGAAGUGCUAUUAAAUGAAAUCUUGUUUAAGACUUUUCCUGAUACUGUUUUGCGAAAUACUAUCAGAAGAGUUCCUGUAAAACUAAUAGGCCCUUUAAUAAUAAAUAUUGUCGAUAAGCUCCAACAAAAUCCUAACAGAUCAAAAAUCUUAGUUUCCUGGUUAAGAGUCAUAAUGGGUGUACAUUUAACACAUGUAAUGACUAAUGAAAGUAUUUCAACUGCUUUGGCUACUUUGUACAAUCUGUUAAAAGUACAACAGGAAGUGCAUCCUCUACUACUAAAUAUUCAAGGGAAAAUUGAUCUUCUUAUUUCGCAUGCUGUUAAUAAACGAUCGUUAGUUGAAGAAAUUGAAGAUGUGAAUGACAAUCCAAUUGUUUUUAAUGAUGAUUCUGAUGAUGAGGCGGAAACUUUAGUCGAUAAACUUUUGGAGUCAGAUCCGGAAGGAGAUGCAGGGGAAAGUGUACAAAACGAGGAUGAAGAAUCAUCUGAUAAUAAUGAUUCGGGUAGCGAAGACAGCGACGAAAAUGGCAGUGAAAGCGACCAAUACUGAAUUUCGAGUGCUUUUUUUAUAUUUUACCUCAAAUCCUAAUUUUGCUCAACUUUUUAUAAAUAAAUAUGUGGAUAGAGUUGAUCCAUAAUAAAAAUACAAUUCAGUGAGAUUUUAAAUUAUUUUGUUAAAUAAAAUUGAAAAAAAGGUUUUAUGUUUUAUUUAUGAAAAAUCGCUUUUAUCCGUGUUAUCUGUUUUAAGAAUGAUAAAUUUUGAAAUAGUUGGUA
Messenger RNA from Hydra vulgaris (swiftwater hydra), 2239 nucleotides. RefSeq names its product WD repeat-containing protein 43. Lineage: Eukaryota; Metazoa; Cnidaria; Hydrozoa; Anthoathecata; Hydridae. Gene Ontology annotation, biological process: maturation of SSU-rRNA from tricistronic rRNA transcript (SSU-rRNA, 5.8S rRNA, LSU-rRNA). Gene Ontology annotation, molecular function: protein binding. Gene Ontology annotation, cellular component: nucleolus. The record is from RefSeq and is a predicted model, not a curated record.